UCAGCCUACUCCUGAGCCUCGCUCAUCUGACUCGACCAAGUUUAACUACUUGCCACUCACUGAACUACCGGACUUGACUGGAUCACACUGGACCUGAGCUGGACAACCCUAAACCUGACUGGACUUGACUGAGUCACACUGAACCUGGACCACGCUGGACCACCAUGAAGUAGGCCUACACUCUGCCAUAGUGACUUAGCCAUGCUGGAGCAGGGAAGUAGAUGAGAAGUGGAUUAACAAUACACUAGCCAGCCUCUCUUAUGACAGCAGCUGUAGACACUGAGAGUCUCCCUCUCUUGGCCCCCUCAUCUCUCCUGCACUCGCUACUGUAGCUCUCUCAAUAUUCCUCUCGAUAGCAUCUCUCCAUAUCCCUCCCUCCCUUUCUCUUUCUCCUCUUCUCCCUGUGCUCACUCUGCCUCUUUGCCAUGCGCGAGGCAUACACAUGUAAGUUUAAUCCGGGAGGGAUGGGAGUCUGAAUGAGAGGUUGCCCUCUGAUUGACACACAGAUCUGCUGAGUAUUCACACAACCAGGACAGCUGUUGCUGGGAACUUAUUGUAAAGGAACAGAAUUUUACCUCCUGGAAUAGUUCAUAUCCUCCUGCCUCUGUCUCUUUGUGCUGAUGUCUCCAGUCUCAGAUCUUUUCAGCGCGAGGUGUUAUCUGUAGCACUGAGCUCCAGAUUAAAAGGAAAUUGCCGGACGACUAAAUCUGCCUGUCAGCCUCUGAUUCCUACAGAAAGCGUAAGUGAUACAGACGGAUGAGUCGAGGAUAAGCCAGUCGGGACUGCAAAGGAAGAUUCAUUAAACUGCUUCACUCUUCAUGGGACGCUGUACUUUGUUUUUGGAGGGUGCAUCUUCGUCUGUUUUUGUGUCUGUGCCGGGACCGGGACGGUGUUCAUGUGCCUGCAGUCUACAGCGGCUGGGUGUUGUUUUCUGAAGAAGACAGAGCACACAGGCUGAGGUAGUGUUGAAGCAGGACACCCUCUGUAGGAGACAACUCUCCUCGCUCCUCUCCUUUUCUCUUUUCUCUGCAGACAUAACUGCCCACCCUGACACUGACAGCUGCUUGACCUGACCAAGAGACUGUCCAGACGUCUUGUUGAGGCAUCUUGUCGUACAGACUGACCCACCACAAGCUCUAACCAGAGCACCUUAAGCCAUUCCAGGUGGCUCCCAGUCCCAGCCAGGAUGCAGGUGUCGUUAGUGUGUACGGAUCACAAUCGUGGAGGGGUGAGCCGCAGUACAGAGGAACGGCUCAACCACCGCCAGAAUGCCAACAGCCCUAACACAGGCACCCGCAGCAAGUUCAGGGCUGUGGCCAUGGUGGCCCGUAGCCUUGGACAGGUCACUGUCCAGAGCCAGCCCACGUCCAGCGACCAGAGCAUACGCACCGGCAUGAAGUAUAGAAACCUUGGGAAGUCUGGCCUGAGGGUGUCCUGCCUUGGACUAGGAACAUGGGUGACGUUCGGAGGGCAGAUAACGGAUGAGAUGGCAGAGCAGCUGUUGUGUCUGGCCUACGAGAACGGCAUCAAUCUGUUUGACACAGCAGAGGUCUACGCCGCAGGGAAGGCUGAGGUUGUGCUGGGGAACGUCAUAAAGAAGAAAGGAUGGAGACGUUCCAGUCUGGUGAUCACAACAAAGAUCUUCUGGGGUGGAAAAGCAGAGACUGAAAGAGGGUUGUCCCGAAAACACAUUAUAGAAGGUUUAAAGGCCUCACUGGAGAGACUGCAGCUAGAGUAUGUGGACGUGGUGUUUGCAAACAGACCGGACCCCAACACUCCCAUGGAAGAGACGGUGCGGGCGAUGACCCACGUGAUCAACCAGGGCAUGGCCAUGUACUGGGGCACGUCCCGCUGGAGCCCCAUGGAGAUCAUGGAGGCGUACUCUGUGGCGCGGCAGUUCAACCAGAUCCCUCCCAUCUGUGAGCAGGCAGAGUAUCACAUGUUCCAGAGGGAGAAGGUGGAGGUGCAGCUGCCAGAGCUCUUCCAUAAGAUAGGUGUGGGGGCGAUGACAUGGUCACCGCUGGCCUGUGGGAUCAUCUCAGGGAAAUACGACAGUGGGGUACCACCUUACUCCCGCGCCUCUCUUAAGGGCUACCAGUGGUUGAAGGACAAGAUCUUGAGCGAAGAGGGCCGGCGUCAGCAGGCGAAGUUGAAAGAGCUGCAGGCAAUCGCAGAGCGGCUGGGCUGCACUCUGCCCCAGCUCGCCAUCGCGUGGUGCCUACGAAACGAAGGGGUGAGCUCUGUCUUAUUGGGGGCGUCCAGCACCGACCAGCUGAUGGAGAAUAUAGGAGCAAUACAGGUUCUUCCCAAACUAUCCUCCUCCAUCACGCACGAGGUAGAUAGCAUCCUGGGGAACAAGCCGUACAGUAAAAAGGACUACCGUUCCUAACGCUUCGCCAGUCAGCCAGGGCUGCUCCAGGGCUGCUCCAGGGCUGCUCCAGGGCUGCUCUAGGACUGCUCCAGGACUGCUCCAGGGCUGCUCUAGGACUGCUCCAGGGCUGCUCCAGGACUGCUCCAGGGCUGCUCCAGGACUGCUCCAGGGCUGCUCUAGGACUGCUCCAGGGCUGCUCCAGGGCUGCUCUAGGACUGCUCCAGGGCUGCUCCAGGGCUGCUCCAGGACUGCUCCAGGGCUGCUCCAGGGCUGCUCUAGGGCUGCUCCAGGACUGCUCCAGGACUGCUCCAGGACUGCUCCAGGGCUGCUCCAGGACUGCUCCAGGACUGCUCCAGGACUGCUCCAGGACUGCAGCGCAGGUCCAUGCCCCAUCUUUGCCUGAUCCUCUGUUUGCUUGAGCUUUACUGAAUGAGACCCCGGCGCAUGAGUCUGGCCCCACCUUGGCCACCCUGGGGAGCAUCAUUUAGACUUACAGGGAAAAGAAAAGGAUGAUAAAUAGAUACGUGACCUCCGCAAUGGAAGGAAGCAUAGGUAGAAAAAAUACAGAGAACAGGGGGUUAACUAGAUGAAUCCGUUAUACAUACAAUUCAGCCGAAGCUGCAGUUUAAAAACCGAAGAAAAUAUUACUUCUAAAAAAUACAAUAAAAAGCACACGCUUGCUUGGCAGACAGAUAUAAUUGUAUUUUUGGUGGAAUAAAAUCUAAAUACUGAAUGCUUACCAAUGGAAUUUAAGUUUAUACAAAUAUACAACAAAUACUCUGUUGCACAUUUAUAGCAACACAUUUGUUUUUGGGAGUUCUGUUUUCAAUUGCCUGUACAUGUCCAUAACAGUUUCUCUUAAACAUCUGUUUUAUUUGUGUGGUCUACAUAAUCUGUGUACUAGCCUCCUUGCAGGCAGAACAAUCAGCACUUUAGUAUUGUACAGUUCAGUCAUUGAGAGGUUGUUGAACAUUGUGAGAGGAUGAAAUAAUUAAACCGUCUCACACAUGGUCAGUCAUUUCAGUGUAGAAUCAGAAUCUCCUCUCCUGUUUCAGUUUCCUAUCUGUUCCCCUCAGUCAAUCUGGUCUCCACAGUGCUGGUUCUGCCAGGCAGACUAACCCCUAGUCUGAGUCCCACCUCUGAGCUGCACUAACUGCACCAGCCAGGUGGAACAGGGUGUAGGACUGCCCCCUAGUGGAAGGAUUUAGCUCUGCUCUGAGCUCUGCUUCUCUCGUGCGCCAGGUCUGUCAUCUGUCAAUAAGAACCUUGAGCAGGCUAGUUGAUUGCCAUAGAAAGGGUUAAUUACUGGCCAUGUAAAAUGAUGGCUGUAUCUGUAUUUACCUUUGUGUGGCGGUGUUACUUUCUGAACUUUUACUGUAACUGCAUCAGACGUAAUGGUCUUAAUUGUGCUACUCAGUCAGUUUUACAGACCUCUUUAUUAGUCAUUUUAGAGCAAAUUCUCAUGAAAAUGGCACAUUACCUAAAUUGUGCUCAAUGUGUGUGUGUGUGUGUUGCCUUAUUUAGGCUCAUUUUGAGCUGUGCUGGGCUGAGACAGCAGGCCCAUAGCUGCCAUUGGCCGUCAGUGCACAGACUGGUCUUGAGCCCCGUUUAUGCCUCGUUCGGAUAUAAAUCCUUUGUCCUGAUCUUGUCCACAUUCUGAUUGUGCCUACAUUUUCAGACCGGUGUAGAUGACUAAAAGACAUAUUGUGAUCUUCCUGAUCUACUCCGGAGGUAGUGAGGCACGCAUUGUGUCUGAAUAUCUUACAAGACAGAUCUGGAAAGAGAAACCAUUUAAUUUAUCAUUAUUCUGCUUUUUAACAUCAUUGACUGGUGACAUUGACCUACGGCAUCAAUAUGUGUUUUAAAAUGAAUACAUAUUAUUUUGAAAGAAUAACUGUCAAAUCAUUUGCAUGCAGGGAGGGACCAGGAAAUCUGCGGACACAGUAGACGGAUAUGAGACACAUUUUAAUACCAUGUUUAGAUCUAUUUCAGAAAAUGUGGACACAAUCAGAUCAUGGACAAGAUCAGCACAAUGGGCGCAAGUUGUGAACAAGGCUUGAGACAGUAGUCCCUGGUAUAUGGAAAGACUCAUUGGUUUUAGUGGCAGCUCUUCCUGCCCAAUCAGAGUGAAGACUGUCGUGUGACAUAUGCGUGCGAGGCUUGCGAGGAAGAAAGGGCUGGUUUGUGUCAGCAGCUCAGGGAAUGUGUGUACUUGUUUGUAUACCUGGUUAGUAAGAUGUAUUUAAUGUGUACGUCUUUCUUUCACGUGUGGAUGGGGACCUGUCCAAUGUCCAAUCAAGACAUUUUCACGUGGCUUGAGCCAAAGAUAUUCCAACAUCUUUCAGCAACACAUCUAAGUGUCUUGUCGCUUGUUGGAAGAGUAUAGCGACCGACUUAAAAUGCGUACUAUCUAGCUUAUUAUCUAUGGACUCUCUUCAUGUGUACAGCAUAAUCACUUGACCAUGCUGUUCUAUGCUUAUACCCACAUAUACAGUACACAUGCAUUGUACACUACUUAUGGAAUGAUCCGUUUAUUUUCAGUUGGCAGAUGAUAAUCAAUACAUUUUCAAUAAUCAUAUACAUUGCACACUGAAGACAUCUGACGCUGCCCUGGAUCAGUAUUCACUCUCAAGCUGUUGGGUCCUCUUACUGUGAGACAAAGUGGAGAGCAUGUGAUGCAUACAUCCUCCAGCAUGAGCCCUCGUCCCCCAGCCUAUGGGGAUUAUUCUGACAAGCAAGGGCAUGCUUACAAGUGGAAAUAUAAGGAAUACUCACUACCAUCUCAUUCUCAGAUUCAAUGAUUACAGUUGUAUAGUACUGUAGUGUCAGUGAGUAUGACAAAAUGUAAUGGUGGGUGAGGUUUGGAUGCUUGUCAGACAAAGUGAAGAGGUGUGUAUGCUUUGCUAGACCCUCUGGUCGGACAACAAAUGCUCAAAUGCUCCUUUUGUUUUUAGCAUCUAUGAGUUAAAUAUAAACUGUGCACAUUUGAUUUACUGUGUCUGGCAAUGUAUGUCUGAGUGAAUUAGUAGAAAAGGCCAAUGUGGUUUUCUAAAAAAAAAUAGAACUCUGUUUAAUAUUUGUUCGUGAUUUUCUGUCUUAUUGUCUUCAGCAGGGAAAUUACUGAAAAAUAUUCAGCACAGAUGUUUAAUAAAUAAAAUAACUCAAAGGCAUUGCCACAACGAUGAGUGUUUUCCAUGGACGUAUUUUGGUGGUCUUUGUCACAAUAUCAAUUGAAUUUGACAUGUACAUGCACAGAGCUGUGCACUGAUUUGCCUGGUGAUAAUUGUAAUGGUGUUGAGUGCACCUCUAGGCUGCCCUGUAGAGGUUGAUGAGCACCACAGAGCUCAUCAAUUUUCUGGCUUGCUCCUUACUGGCAUAUUGGGCUAGGAAAGCAGUAUGAGUACUAGUAAAACACUAUGGAUUUUUAUUGCAGAAUUUGAUCUGAAUAUAGUAGUGUGUUUGACUUUAAAUUGAUACACCACACAUGAUGAACUACUGUCCGUAUAGGUUUGCUGCAUUGUGUCCACAGUAGAACUGGCAUUCCUUGGGCUGCUCCUACCAUCUCCUGGUCCAUUCAAGCCUUUCCAGGAGUACCUGCUUGUCACCCUUGGUGGUCUAGGACGUGUGUGUGUGUGUGUGUGUGUGUGUGUGUGUGUGUGUGUGUGUGUGUGUGUGUGUGUGUGUGUGUGUGUGUGUGUGUGUGUGUGUGUAAGUCAGGCUGUUUAGUGAGUAGACUCAUCAUUGCAGGGUUAGGGUCUCUGUGUCCCAGUGUGUUUUGAUCCCCUGUCCAGUGCCCCCUCCACACAGCCACUGUAACAUAUUAUAGUAUUGAUGUUACUAUCAGCUCCGACCGCUAUGACAUCAGACCUGCAGAUUAAUGACGCUCAUCUCACAGAAUGCUGUAUGUUAGAGAUCAUUUGUUUAUGUUCUGGCCUUUCUUUCACCGUGCUGCAUUUUCCUCUGUUAAUAUUGCAUCAAUGUAAAGAUUGACAAAAAUAAGCCAUUUGUUUGUAUUGCGUAUGCAUCGUCUUAUCUCUUGUAUGUACAUAGUUUGACCUUUUUGUAUAUAGUUAUGGUUGUGAUCACCUCUGCCUUUUCAUUCUUUUUUUCUUUUCAUUUGCGGGCAUUGCUAACUGCACUGUGCUUGAAUCUGAAUUUAGACAAAAUGUACAGGUUCGUCUUUAAUAAAAUGACAAUGGAAAAAAUAUGAAUUUGAAAAACAACA
This is a messenger RNA of Oncorhynchus keta (chum salmon), 6596 nucleotides long. RefSeq names its product potassium voltage-gated channel subfamily A regulatory beta subunit 2a (gene kcnab2a). Lineage: Eukaryota; Metazoa; Chordata; Actinopteri; Salmoniformes; Salmonidae. Gene Ontology annotation, biological process: potassium ion transport; transmembrane transport; regulation of potassium ion transmembrane transport. The transcript is spliced from 14 exons. Bases 1187 to 2389 code for a protein of 400 amino acids. Gene Ontology annotation, molecular function: potassium channel regulator activity; voltage-gated potassium channel activity; transmembrane transporter binding. Gene Ontology annotation, cellular component: juxtaparanode region of axon; cytoplasm; extrinsic component of cytoplasmic side of plasma membrane. The record is from RefSeq and is a predicted model, not a curated record.